Messenger RNA from Protopterus annectens (West African lungfish), 11092 nucleotides. It is a transcript of the gene TOM1L2, whose product is annotated as target of myb1 like 2 membrane trafficking protein. NCBI's taxonomy places the organism in Eukaryota, Metazoa, Chordata, Ceratodontiformes, Protopteridae. The transcript has 14 exons. The record is from RefSeq and is a predicted model, not a curated record. The coding region runs from base 1 to 1407 and encodes 468 amino acids. Gene Ontology annotation, biological process: signal transduction. Gene Ontology annotation, cellular component: membrane; endosome. Gene Ontology annotation, molecular function: ubiquitin binding; clathrin binding; phosphatidylinositol binding.
AUGGAUACCACCUUAUGCCAGGAUGGUGCAUUUUCUCCCAAGGAUGCCAUCAGAGCUCUCAGAAAGAGGUUGAAUGGAAACAAAAAUUAUAGAGAAGUAAUGCUAGCUUUAACGGUUUUAGAAACUUGUGUGAAAAACUGUGGCCAUCGGUUUCAUGUCCUUGUCGCAAAUCGUGACUUCAUAGAUGGAAUUCUAGUUAAAAUAAUCAAUGCCAGGAAUAACCCUCCUACUAUCGUCCAGGAUAAGGUGUUAGCUUUGAUUCAGGCUUGGGCUGAUGCAUUCAGAAGCAGUCCUGAUCUGACUGGAGUAGUGCAUAUUUAUGAAGAAUUGAAAAGAAAGGGGAUCGAAUUUCCCAUGGCAGAUCUAGAUGCACUAUCUCCAAUACACACACCGCAAAGGCAGAGUGCGCCAGAGGUGGAUCCAGCAGUAAAUAUGCACACGUCUCAGUCUCAGCAGAAGACUAAUGACAGCUCCUUCUCAACACCCUCACCUUCAACAUAUUCGGUUCCUCAGACACCUGCUGUGAACAUGGCUGGACCAAUUGUUGCAACUACAGAGCAGGUGCUUCUUGCAAGAUGUUUGUGUUGUCAUGACAAUGAGCUGAAUAGAACAUGUCGAGCUAUGCAGCAAAGAAUUGUGGAACUCAUCUCCCGAAUGUCUAAUGAGGAAGUAACUGAAGAGCUCUUACAUGUCAAUGAUGACCUAAACAAUGUCUUUCUCAGAUAUGAAAGGUUUGAACGGUAUAGGUCAGGGCGAGCUGCUCAGAAUGCUGAUAAUGGAGUUCUGAAUGAUGUAACAGAAGAUAAUUUAAUAGAUUUAGGACCAGGAUCUCCUGCUGUCGUAAGCCCAAUGGUUGGUAACACUACAACAUCAUCUCUUUCAUCACAGCUAGCAGGUCUUGAUGUCGGUACAGAUAAUGUUAGUGGGACUCUUAGUACAUUACAGCAUUGUAACACUCGAGAUGAUUUUGACAUGUUUGCACAGACGAGGAACAGCUCCAUGGCUGAUCAACGCAAAAAUGUAACAUACGAAGAUCCAAAGGCACUUGGAGGUUUGGCAUCUGCCCUUGAUGUGCGGCAGCAGAACACAGGAAGUCUGAGAAGUAGAAAUCGGUAUUCGACCACGGAGCCCAUAGACAAAUGGCUGAUAACGCAAGGAAUGAUUCCUGUUGCACAGUCCUCUGUCAUGGAUGACAUAGAGGAAUGGCUGAGCACUGACGUGAAAGGUGAUGAGACAGAGGAGGGCGUGACAAGCGAAGAGUUUGACAAAUUUCUAGAAGAAAGAGCCAAAGCUGCAGAGAGAGUUCCUAACCUUCCUUCACCUCCAUCAGAAAACCCAGCUCCCCCAACAAAUACGGCAAACCGAAAGAAACAGGAACGCCCUGAAGAUACCCUCUUUGCUUUAUAAAUUGCAUAGUCUGUUUGAAAUGUCGGGUCGAUUGCUGAUUGCUGCUAUAUACAGUCACACUUUACCUACACCUUAAUGCAGCUAACGAUGCACUGUGUUGUUUUGUUUAUUAUUUAAAAAAGGGGGUUUCUUCCUAAGUAGCAAUCCUGCGUUCUCUUAAAGAACUACAGCAAAUUCCAUUUUGUUUUCCUUUUUACACUGGCAUGGCCCUCUUUCUAGUUUAAGCCAAUUAACAUUGCCGCUUAUAUUUAAGAACACUAAAUGUGCAUGAGUAAUUCUAGGUUUUAUGUAUUUGAACUAAAAGCAAGAAGAAAAAGGUGGCUGAGAACCACAUGAAUGCUAAAGAUGGUAGCAGUAGGUAGCUACAAGCUUUUUUGGAGGACGAAUGGCUAAAAAGUUUAUAAUGGCAUGAAAUUAAGCACACACUGGGUAUAAAAUACAACUUUGUCAAAGCCCAGAUGAGAUCUAAACAGCACAAUUUCUCAAAUGAAAAAUGAGUACAAAUUAAUUUUUUUAAUGGAUGUAUCUGAUUAGCAGUGUGGUGCAUUGAAGUAGCUUGGUGACAUUUUAUUCCUGUUACAUCGCAACAUAUGAUCUCAUGCAAAUCAGGAUGUGACAGAACAGACAAGUCAUUCUGCCAACCAACCCUUAGAAAUGUUACACUAGCAAAACUUGCAGAACUGUCUGUUCCUCUAAGUUUAAGGUCUGUUUGCAAUAUUUGUAAAGUAGUGUACGCUAAUUCGGUUUGAGUAACAACUUUUAUAAUAUGGCACAAACUGAAGCACUGCCCAUAUAGGUUAGCAUUAAGAAAAGAUCACCGAGAAAUGAAAACCAUUAGGAACCAUAUCUUUAGAUUAUAGGAAGCGGUUUUUGCAAUACAGCAGAAGUUUUCAAGCUGGUGAGGGCUGCUUGAUUUCUUAAUUGUUUUGCCUUCGAGCAACAGAAAUUGUAUAGUUGUACAGGUCUCUUGUACUUAGAAAUAGGUUAUCUAGGGAUAGAUCCAGUUUAUCAUAGCUUAAUUGCUAGCCUGUUUAAAAAUUGUGAAAAUUACAUUGAAAGACUAAUUGCUAAAGACCUAAUAUACUUUAUAAAUAGUGAAGACUUAAUAGGUAUUGAUUGAGCAUUCCAGUUUUGAAUGGUCUGCCAGCUCGGAAGUGGAAAAUGCAUCCAGAAACGGGCAGCUGUUCAUGGUGGGUCUGUUAUCCAAAAUGCUGUUUGUCCUCUUUCUAGCUGAUCCAUAUAUUCAGCUUUUAUUUUAUACAUGUUAAUGCCGAGUAAUGCAGCACAGCAAGUAGUUUGCACCCACAGUAUGCAAAGUAGAAAAAAACCUUUUCCAGUUUGUAAUAUCUAAAUGGCAUUUUUACAGGAGAUUAAAUUUCCUAAAUUGCAACAUACAAGGAUGUGGAUGGAGAAUGACAAUACUGGUUGCUUAUAUUUUAUAACUUAAGCCCAAAAAUAGCCAUGGCUUACUAAAUGCAUGGAUUGUGUAUACAGGGGUUGACAUUGUAUAGAAAUAUAUUACAGAAAUGUAUGUAUUUAACAGAUAAAUAUGCUUUCUGUUUUUCUCUGUACUUUCAAAGGGCAUCUCUGUCCAGAAGCUUAUGUAGUUUGUCAUUUGCUAUGCAGAGCUAACCUGCCUUGCAUAUUUGUACAUACUUCUAUAUUUUUUCUCACUCUCUAUGCCACGGCAGUGCACUUUGAGAUCUUGUAACAUGACCUGGUCUAAGCUACAUUAUUUUGUAUUUAUUUGCACUCAUUUAAAUUUGCAAUUCUGUGAAUCUGUACUUUAUCAGAGUGCCUUUGGAUGAUGUCAGUGUUUAUUUUUCACAGACUUGAUUUUACUAGUGUUAAGUGUAAGUAGCUAAACAGCAUUUCAUAACCAUUUUAGAAAAAAUUUGGAAGUUGAGUUGAUUUUGAUGCUCUGAGCCUUUAGUUCACCUACCUUCCACAACAUUCUCUUACUAAUCUGUGAAGCUGCCUGCUGUUCAAACUUCAAAUGUAGCCUGCCAGUGACUUCCAUCAGCUUUCAUGUACCCAGUGCUGGCUGCUCUGGAUUAGAGGCCCACGUGCAUCUGGCAAGCUGAGCCUGAUGUCUACACAGGAUAACUUGAGGUUUUAAUUGCAAAAAAAAAAAAAUCUUUGGGGAAUAUUGGUGUGUGUGAUAUAUGUGAUAUUUGGUGUCUGCCACUGGCUUUGAGAGGCAAUGUUUUGUUUUGUUUUUAGUGUUUGGGUACAGAAAGCUGUUAUGUGAGAAAAACUGAGGGUGGAGCUGCCCUUACCUUUUUCUACUGUUGCAUUAAAAAAGAACAUACUAAUCUUUUAAAUGAAGUACUGCUUGCCAGUGCAGAGUGGUGUUUUCUUCAUUCAAACAUAAUCAAUGUGUCUUGCCCUUUCUGCUGCAGUUGCCACUCUUGCAGAGGCUUUUACUGGUCUGCAUAAUGCUUGUGUGUUCUGCACUGUCAGGCUGCUUUGCAUUUCAGAAUAACCUUUAAGCAUUUGAGAAGAAUUCUGCUGCACGGAGCAGUACCAUUUGGCUUGCAUGCAUCGGAUGGUCUUAAAUUACUGAGUGCAGGUUACUAUGCCUAGUCUGCUGCAGACUAACUUACUGUCGUCUCAUAGACCACCACAGUAUAUGUAAUGAAAUGGGAUCUAGAAGUGUUUUUGUAAGGGUUCUUAACUGGCUGCACCCCAAAUGUGGAAGCCCCAGCACUUAUACAUACCUCUCCAAGUUGACUCAACCUCGCAGGCAGUUUGUUUGGAGAUUGGCUGUAUGGAGGCAGAGCCCCCCAAUCAGGCCAUGCAAGAUAUGCAGCCCCCCCCCCCAAAAAAAAAAAAAACACUAGCAUUGAGUGACUUUUAUUGCUGUGGUCAGAUGUGUCAAGAACCUCUUGUCAGUAGGUUUUUCAAUAUUUUGAAGUAGACCCAAUACUUUUGUGUCAUUUUAGUGUAUACCAAGUGCAGAAUUAUUUCAAAUAAAGCAUUUUCUUCAAUAUAGUUAAAUUCAGAAAUGUGAGUGCUCCUCUGAGUUCUGCACAAAAUAUAUCCUGUUUCACAUGCUUUUGGACUACUACAACCAGCUAGUUUUGCUUUGCUUAUGAAACAAGAUUGCGAUGGCAUGAUGGAAAUCCACUUACUUCUCUUUGAAGAGGGCUAGGCUCUGUCCUGCAUGCACAGUUCAUUUAGAAUUGCCCUUCCUGUUUUUUACAUGUAGCCAAAUAUAUUUCUGAUACAACACUAAGAUAUUAUUUACAGUAAUCUAUUCUACCUGUGCCUAGGUGUUAAAAACAAACCAUCUACAGUUGUAGUGCAUGCCAUGUUGAUGAAUUAAAAAAAAAAACUUUUGUUUGUAAGAACAUAUUUUAACCCUGUGACUACUAGUACUGUUUUUCUUUGUGUGUACACAUUUUAUUUGCUACUUAAAACUACACCUAAUUGUUAAAUUAUAUUUUUUUCUUUGUAUAAGCAUCUGUGUUAACCACAUGCUUUCUUAACCAACUUUCAUUGAACUGGUUUUGUCAAAGUGCAUUCCUAAGACUUCUAGUCUCAUUGUGGGGAUCAACAUUCAAUUUCUGAUUCUUGGGGAACAUGUGAUAUUGACAGUAGAUAAGUUGUUUACAUGACAUUGUCUAUAUCCUGUGAAAUUAAGUCAUUGUGUAAAUGUUUGAGGUGUAGUAUUAAAGCAUGUUCUGUGAGUGAUGUAUAGUAAUUUGGCAUUGGCUUCUGAUUUACCGCCAGUCUUAGAAUUCAUAUAUAUACCUGUAAAAAAAAAAAAAACGUAUUCUUGACUGCUGUUGAGUCUGAUAAGCCUGUUAAAAGUGGCACACUGCCCUGUGUUUCAUACAGUUCGACAGCAGUAUUGGGCACUGGAAUAAAUGUGGAUGGCCCUUAUUCCAUUGCUAUUCUGAAAUAUAACAUAAUAGUUUUCUGUUUGUAAAGUCUUAUAAAACAAUUUACUCUGCAGUGGUGCAGAAAUAUGAGUGACAUACUUAACAGAUUUUAAUCUCCAAAGCAAAACGUUUAUACUGAAUCAGAUUUAACAUGGAACCUGUACCUCCUGCAUUCAUUUGGGCCCUGUUUUUGUCAAUCCCCCCUUCCAGGUGUCCUCAUUCUGUUAAUUUCAUCAGGCUAUUAGUGGGCUUGUCCAAGUUCACCUUUUCCAUUGUUAAUAUCUGUUCUUUUCAAAAAAUUACUUUGCAAGACAUGGUGGUUUCCUUAGGAUUGAUGAAUCCCUGCAACAUGUAUGAUUAGUCAUAUUCUUAUUUCAAUUCACUUGUGCACAUGUAUGUACAUGUAUACAUAUGUAGAUCUCGGUAGCUAUAAAGGCUUGUAAUUUGUUUUUGUAACUCCAUUCAUGUAUCCUGUAAUUUUGUUCCCUGUAAACUUUUAUGUCUUGAUCUCUAUUUGCUUAGUGUAUUGCUCAAUAUUUUCAUCGGUUAGUGACCUCAGGAUGAAAAUGAAAAACUCCUAGAACUUGUGUCAAACUGAAUUUAUGAUCACCUGUUUUCAGUUGCAUCCUGUAGAGUUAUUUUUUAUAAACCAGGAAUUAUUAUGAUUGGUUGGUUUAAUAUUGCACAGUUUAUUAAGCACCUUGUUCACAGCUUGUGUGUGUAACCUUUAAUUGAUGUUUGUAUGGUCACCUGUGUACUCUGGCAAGUUUUUUGUCUGGCUAAUUGCUGAAAAUCUAGCAUAUAAUCAGAUUCUUUGAUAUUUGAUUCAGUACUUCAGACAUCUGGAUUGUCAGCUUUCAUUUUAUGCUCUGUGAAGUACAGCAAAAGUAUUUAGCAUUUUUUUUAAUUUCUUUAAAUCAUUUACAGUAAUUCAGUAUUUUUGUUGCUGUUGUUUUUACAGACCCAACAGGCGGUUGUUUGAGUUAGCAAAAGUACCCAGAAAUGCGGCAUUUUUGACCAUAUCUGUGAACUGUAUUAGCCAAAGUCCCAUCAUUGGUUUCCAGAUCCAUUGUAUACACACCGUCAUUCUUACCUGUUAUAGUGUCUGCUAAUAGAUAUGCAAAGCCACUGUAAUUUGUCAGGGCAGAACCCCCACCACCACCACCAAAAAAAAAAACAGUGAGAAUGGUUUUAGGGCUACCAGAGAUAAAAUUCACUGCACAAGCAAUAUGGAUGAAAGACAAAAACACUAGAAAGGUGUGCACUAAUGGAUGAAUGACAAAUAAUGAUUAAUAAAACAGCAAAGUGUUCUGUGGUGGUCAUGUCACUUCACCUAAUUUAGUGUACAGUAUGAGUAAGGAAAUUGGGUGGAAUUCUAAAAGGGUUAUACACAAUCAUUACUAGUAGAAAAACAAAAAUGUAUUUUCUUUUACUGGCAAAGAGGUUUUAUUCUUCACUAUGAUGCUAGUGACCUAGCUUUGAUUAGUGAGCCUAGUUGUAGCUGAGGAGAGGCAAUUGAAUAGAUGAUGUCCUGCUCUGAUGUCGAGGGGGUGGAUAAGUCACAGCUGCUGCAGCAGGUGACUGACAUCCCUCUUACAUAUCUGGAGUGGUCCAUUCUUUGCCCAGGGUUAGUAGCUUGAAUUUGGAAGAAGUGGUGCCGAACUCUGGAGAAGGGGGGCAGAGACUUGUGAAUUGGACAAUAGAGAAGGGGGGAGCAGAUGUUGAGCAAGGAAGUAUAAAGAAAUGUACAUAAAAAAUUAUCCAUCUUUGUGCAAGAGUGACUAGUCCCAGUUUUCCUGCAAAUUGUCAACAUUUGGUUGAUCCUCCCAUUUCUCCAGUGUUAUUUCCUGACCAUGUUUCUAACUAUACAAGUUAAAUUGGAAACAUUUCAGUUGCUGCAGCAGUUUGCCUUUGAGUGGUAUUUCUCCUCCUGGGCAGUUGUGCAACCAUAGAGUUGGUGUAUUUAAGUGAAGGGUGUGCUUUUUUGUCAUUUCCGGUUGUUUUUGAUCCAUUAGGAUAAAUUACUUUGUGUUGGAGGUUUGGGAGUUACGUUCUUGUGGUGGAUCUGGCAAGAUCCAUCUAUAGUAUUAAAGUUAUGAAGAUCUCACAUGUUUACGGCAGAAUAAAGGCAAUUUAUAGGAAAGGAACAAAAAUGUUAGACUAGCAGAAGCCCUGUAAAGAGAGAGAGAGCAAACAAUUAUAAGAGGGUAGUGUAUGUAGUCUUAAUGAAAUGAGGCAGUGGGGAGAGAGAUGUGGAAACUUCAGUGUAUCUUAGUGGAAUUGUAUAGUGAAAGUGGGGUACCAUCUCCAAAAAAAAGAAUAAAAAAGAGCAAGUGGAUGCAGUUUGGGGACACAAAGUGGUCUGCUUAAUGGAACUGCAAGAAACUUAAUUUGUGCGAAAGUUAGUGGGUGGAUGUUUGGAACAGCACUCUUAAGGAGGGAAUAGUCAGGUAAAGUGUCUGAAUUUUGAGGACACAUAAGAAAGGUACAUGGCUAUUGGGGAGAGUCUCCUGAUGAUUGAAUAAGAUUUGUGGCUUAUCUUCUGAAUAAUAGGAAGGAUGGGUUGCCAAAGUAUUUAUUGACUGGAAUAGAACCCUGAUUUAAAAGGACCUAUUGCAGACUCAGUCCAGGGCUUCACCUAAGCUUCUAUUUACUCCCUUUCACUAAACUGCAGCUCCACCUUGAUCUAAAAUCACCACUUGCCCUUCUAGUGAACUAUUAGACAACAUCUACUGUAGGUGGUCUCUCCUAAUAUAACAUGUCAUAUCAUGCCACAUGUCAGCAUACAACACAUGCUUCCCAACCUGGAACCAGCUAUGAAAAAAAAUGCUAAUUAAAAUGAAAGAAAAACAAAUAUGCACACCAAAUGAGGAGAUCCCCCACAUUUGUAACUUGUAUGGUUAGAAUGUCCUUGCUUUCUUUUUCUCAAGAAAACACUGGAAUUUGUUUGAGAGGCAGAUACUGUUUAGGCAAACCGUGAAUCAAAACAUAUUAAAGUAUUUUUUUUAGGUAAAAGAGGUUUGCAGAUAAUUUCCUGGACACCAGUGUGUUGACAUUAACUUCAUCUUCUGUAUUAUCAUUUUGUCACCGCUGUUACAUUUCGCGGUAUGAUAGUUUACAGAAUGGUCGUGUCUUGUAUUCAUGAGCAUUCCAUUUGUUUUAUAACAGUAUUUUCAGAUUUGUUAUUAGUGUAUAAUCUUUAACAUUUGGGUAGUUUAAUGCAGCUGCUGAACCUCUCUUUAUUAGAUGAACGUGAAGAUGCAUUUUCCCCUCAGAAAUGGGUGAAAUGAUGUAAACAGAUGGUUAUGUAUCCCAUACAAGCAGGUUGAUAUCCGCAUAGAACAGAAACUCACAUACUGUUUAAAAUGACAAAAAAAAAUCAAAGAAUAAGUUCAUUAUGUUUUAACUAGGGAAAAAUGUUUGUAUAUAACUGAAAUUCUAACAAAUGUGCAGCACAGUUGGGUAACAUACAUUGGUAUAUCGUUUUAUUUUAUCUCCACCCUCAUCUUCAUUUUCUCCCUUUCAGUAUGCUGUAAUUGUCAUGCCAUGCAUCCCCACCUGUCUGAGAUAAGAGGGAGCAUGUUACCGUGACCUGUUGAGUGCUCUGAGCCUGUAUUGUGCUGCAUCCUUUACAUUUGCAACAUAUAAAAACAUUUAGCUUGUCAGCCAUGAGCAUAAACUUUAAACAUUUUAUCAAAAUCUGUAAGAGAAUUUCCUAAAUAUAUGCAUAAUAAAGGAAGCCCAAGCACUUUUAUUUCUGAAAAAAAUGUGGAAAAUGCAGUGUUCAGAUGAAUUUAUUUUCCCCUCUUUACAUAUUGUAGUUUCUUACCCCUAGCAACCUCAAAACCUUGUUAAAAAUAUGUCUACACUAGCCAGGGUUAAGGUGCAGAUUAUUACUAUUAUUAUUUUAACCUUUAAGGAAGCUUUCUUUGUUUGACUUGGAAGCGCAUGAAAAUUGAAAUGGCCUGGGUUGGUCCUUAUAUUAUGCAGAUGAAGGUUGGAGAUUUAAAUCUACCUCUACAGUAAACUGCUGUUUGUCUUAAUCAUGUUUCAGCAGUUGUAGGUGCAGUAUUCGAGCAAGGAUGAUUUUACCAUCGGACAGCAUUCUAGAGAUCUGUGCAUAAAAUGACCCAAGUUUACGUAAAACCACAAGACUGGACUGGACCAGAGACUGUGCCAAUCUGCUGCCAGCCACAUUUCACAGUGUUACCAUUUUAUACAUUCAUAAUAAGUGAGGCUUUUAACACCCACCCAGUCAUUUCCUGGAUUAGGGGGGUUUGUUGCAGAGUGGAUUUCAGAGGCCUUUGUCAACUCGUAAUUGUUAAGCUUUCCUCUUCUGUUGUCCCCCCUCCCCCCCCAAGCUUAACAUGUUUGCUAAUUUUAUAUUGUUCCAAAUCUUAGAGAGGCAGUUAAUCUCCCACUGGCAUAGGUUGUGAUGUAAAGAGUCAGGCUGGAAGGGUGUACUUGGCCUCUGCACCAUUCACUUUGACCUUCUGUUUCAAGCCACUGAGCAAGCACAACUUCCCAAGUCACAAAAAGAAAAACAGCGUUUAAGAAAACCUCCCCAUAGACUGUCUGAGAUUUGUAUCCAUAUCUUUACUUAAGAAAAUUCAGAAUUUAUUCAGUCAGAACACAGGUUUGACAUUUUCUUAAAAAAUCAAUUUGUUAAAUGUUUGCAUUUGGCAAAAUCAUUCAACUGAAUAUCUUCAUAUUUUUCAAACUAAUGUAGUAAAGGUAGUGAAAUGACUAGCUCUUUUAAAUGGCAGCAAAACUGCACCAACCUAGUAGACUGGAAGUGUAUAAAUAAACCCAAGUACUGAAAGAGUAUAAUCCAUGUAACAUACUAGGCUAUUUAGGAAAUCUGGAGACAGAAUUUGAAAUCUUUGCUUAAGUGGUUGCCUGCCCUGCCUUACCAUCAUUUUUUGUCUUUGUAAUCCAUUAAAUGACUGCAGAUGUAUUUUUUUAUACUGUUUUUGAUCUUAGGACAGUGGGAAUUCAGAGGAAGUCUAGUGUCUCAAAAUUCUUCCUGCACUAGCCAGCAAGCUUAUGUUUUACAGUUUUUGCAGAUCACAUCAUAAAGUUGGUGAUUUUCCUUGCAUGUACCAUUGUGGAUGAGUGAGCCAAUGUUGGCAGGCACAUGCAUUUGAAGAGAUCACUGUGGUGCUAAGACCCAUGCCAUAGUCUCUCUCUUGCCCCCCCCCCCCCGAGUCUUUGCAUUUGUAAUAAGAAUAAGUUAAUUUAAUGAAUGUAGUAUACAGUAAUUUUGUUUACUGUAUUGAUCAUAAUUAUGACAAUGUUUCUUUAUACUGUAGAAAAGGGAAACUACUAUAAGUCAGAAUAAAUGUAAGCUGGAUUUUUCCAGAUGUAACAUUCUUACCCUUUAUGGUACUGACCUGACCUUGUUGGACAUGUACAUGUUAUAAGGACCCACUCAAUAUUUGUGUGGUUUGUUUUUGCAUUCUGCACUUACAUGAAAAUACUGUAACAUUUACUCUUAUGUAACGUGUAAUUGCUUAACCUUGUAUAUUAAAGUUCAUAGCUUUGCAAAAAGGUGGAAAUAUUUAUUUACUGACUAUACUGGGAUAGAAAGAGGAAAACUUUUACAACCAAGCAUAAAUAGUUUUAAAACUGGCUUUAAUGUUGUGUUAUAGCUUUCUUGUGGAUUAAGCCAGUAUAUUUUUGUGUGUAAGAAUAAUUCAGAUGUAUUAUUUAUAUCUAUCUUUCACUAUAAACAGCUGCAAGACUGUAGUUACUUGAUUCUUGCAUGUGAAAUAUUCAAAUAAAACACUACCAGUGUG